AGCGCUAGAGAGUUGAUUUAUCGUCCGUGUAAACUCAAAUGUGUGGUCUGGGAGGGCAGAUGGCACUCUUCUGCGAUCUGAUGGGUUGCUGGCAAGCAUUUCCGUAGUGUAGUUUUUAAUGCAUCAUGACAGAGGCUCCUCUGCCUGACUCAUCUGUCCUAAUUUCAAGCUAAAGCCAGACAUACAUUAUUUCACAUAGAGCAGGCGGUGCAGAUGCAUCCAUACACAUUUAACUCCUCCGUAUGCGCGUGCUAUUCGGAAACGAGUGAUAAAACACUUUUAAAAGGAUUCAUUCAUCAUGUCAAAGCGGUACAUUCUUUAAAUUGAUCCGUGGACGAUUCUGGGUCGAUAAUAACGUUAAGUUACAUGGUAAUACCAAGGUUCCCGGAGACGAGGAUGUCGAAACGGCUGCGAAAUAGCGAAGUUUGUGCGGACUGCAGCAGUCCUGAUCCUCGCUGGGCGUCUGUGAACAGAGGAGUUCUGAUAUGUGAUGAGUGCUGCGGUGUUCAUCGCAGUCUGGGUCGCCACAACUCACAAGUGCGCCAUUUGUCCAACACACCCUGGCCGCCCACCCAGCUACAGAUGGUUCAGACAUUAUACAACAAUGGUGCUAAUGCAAUAUGGGAGCACACUCUGAUGGACCCGUCAUCCAUCACCAGCGGGAAACGCAAACCCAAUCCUCAGGAUAAAGUCCACCCUAACAAAACAGAGUUUGUCAAAUCAAAGUAUGAAAUGCUGGCUUUCGUCCAUCAUUUACCGUGUCGAGAUGAUGACAGUACAGCAGCUGCUGAUCUAAGCAAGCAACUUCACUCCAGCGUUAGAACUGGCAAUCUUGAAACUUGUUUGCGGUUACUGUCGCUUGGGGCUCAAGCCAAUUACUUCCACCCGGAGAAAGGGAACACCCCGCUGCACAUCGCAGCUAAAGCAGGCCAAGUGUGCCAGGCUGAGCUUCUCUGUGUUUACGGGGCAGACCCUGGUGCUCCUGACUCCGGCGGCAAAACGCCCAUCCACUAUGCAAGGCAAGCUGGCCAUCAGGACCUGGCAGACAGACUGGUGGAAAUACAGUAUGAGCUCACAGACAGGCUGGCCUUCUAUCUCUGUGGGCGGAAGCCUGACCACAAGAAUGGACAGCAUUUCAUUAUACCACAGAUGGCGGAUAGCAGUCUGGAGUUAACAGAGUUCGCAAAAGCUGCAAAAAGAAAGCUGCAGUCUCUCAGUGAUCAUUUGUUUGAGGAACUGGCGAUGGAUGUGUACGAUGAAGUGGAUCGAAGAGAGACAGAUGCAGUUUGGCUAGCCACUCAGAACCACAGCACCUUGGUAACGGAGACAACAUUUGUGCCUUUCCUUCCUGUAAACCCAGAGUACUCAUCAACACGAAACCAGGGAAGACAAAAGCUGGCAAGGUUUAACGCUCAUGAAUUUGCCACACUUGUGAUUGAUAUUCUAAGUGAUGCAAAGCGACGCCAGCAGGGGAAUUCAGUCUCAAGUCCUAAAGACAAUGUUGAGGUGUUCUUCAAAAGCGUGGGUAGCCGUCAUGGAAGUGAAAGCCAGGAAAUGGACCAGCCAGACUAUGACAGUGUGGCGUCCGAUGAGGACACGGACAUUGAUUUACGAGUGGGCAAAGCACACCGAGCUAAGAGUCUGGACUCUGAUCUGUCCGAUGGACCGAUUUCUGUGCAGGAGUUCCUGGAGGUAAAAAAUGCGCUUUCAGCCUCGGAGGCCAAAAUUCAGGAACUGAUGAAGGCCAAUAGUAAUCUGAGUGAGGAGCUGAGAUUGAUGCAGAAAAAGCUGCAGUCUCUGCAAAGCGAGAACAGCUCUCUCAGGCGGCAGGUCUUCACUCAACAGCCCUAUCAGGCCCCCGGCGGCCCUGACCACCCCAAUCCCUCCAGCCCCUCCUCCUCUUCCUCCUCCUCUGCCCUGAAACGCCGUCUCUCUGCACAGACGAGCCGCCCCAUGUCUAUGUGUGAAACCGGCUCUGGUCUGAAGCCCUUUCUCCCCAGGAGAGAGACUCCUUAUCUUGAGGAGACCUUCCCCACCCUGCAACCCUUCCCAACCUAUGCCUCCAGAUUUGACAAGCAGAGCAGUGUGUCUGAUGGUGACUAUGAUAACACAGUUAGCGAAUCUGAUCUGGAUGACUCUGGCUUUGGCCGAAGAUGUCGUCUGCGCAGCAGCGGCUGGAUGGGAGAGAGCGGCUCUAUACUUGAGCUGGACGAUCACGAGAGCGAGCCUGACCCCAGUCUGCCCAGCACUGAAGACGUCAUCCGUAAAACUGAGCAGAUCACCAAGAACAUCCAGGAACUGCUGAGGGCUGCUCAGGAGAACAAGCAUGAGAGUGCACCAUGUGAGCAGAGGGAGAGUGUCCACAGACUUAGACACAGUUUGGGUUGUUUCAGCACACUGGUGCCUUGGGCAGACAAGCCCCCGUCUCCCACGCAGUCCCUCGGCCUAAGAGCUCCCCACCCAGCCAACCCCAACAACCCUGCCUCCUGCUUUAUACCCUGCGCAGAAAGAAUAUAUGUGGCUGUGAAUGAAAUGGCUGCCCUGUUCCCAAAGAGACCACGCUCUGAGACGGUGAGGAGCUCUUUGCGAUUGUUAACGUCCAGCGCAAACCGGCUGCAGGGCGAGUGUAAGAAAGCAUCUCUUCUGGAGAGCAGCCCUGCAGCCGACGUACAGCUGGUCACCCAGCAGGUCAUCCAGUGCGCUUAUGACAUCGCCAAAGCUGCCAAACAACUUGUGACCAUAACCACCAAAGAGAACAACAACUGAUCCUGCUUCCACACAUUUCCACCUGGAAUGCAACCCUGCUAUUAUUUUAUCAGUAAUUAUUAGCUACUGUAUGUCACAUGAGUUUUUCUUGUAAUUUUUUAAAUCUAAGAUAUAUUUGCAUGUUAUUUUUAAUUUAAGGUGUCUGUUGUCAGUGUUGUUUGGGUUGAAGCCAUGAGAUAAAGCGUGAAGUGCUCUCAAGGGUUGUGUAAGGAUGUGUAUAUGUGUGGACCUGUGAAAGUGUAUUUGACUAGAUGGCAGUUGAGAUGUUGUGGAUUGAGAAGGAUUUGAGCAGAAAUGAAUCAGCAAUAGGGCAGCCAAUCACGUACUAAAUAUUCAGUAAAUGCCUGACUUUUUGCACUAUUCUGAAAACUGCUUUUACCUCUUCAUAUGCAAACAUUUAGUUUUUUUGUUUUUGUUUUUUGGUUGCGUUGUUUUUGAGUGAUGUUAAAAUCAAAAUAAUUUCAGUUAAAUUAUAUAGUGUAAAAAAUCUAUUGUACAAAACAUUCAGUUAAUGAGGUCUGGUAGGCGUAGUUUAGGUACAGAUAUAAUAAACUUGUAAUUAUAAAGAUGUC
Messenger RNA from Carassius carassius (crucian carp), 3338 nucleotides. RefSeq names its product ARF GTPase-activating protein GIT2-like. Gene Ontology annotation, molecular function: protein binding; GTPase activator activity. Lineage: Eukaryota; Metazoa; Chordata; Actinopteri; Cypriniformes; Cyprinidae. The record is from RefSeq and is a predicted model, not a curated record. Gene Ontology annotation, biological process: brain development; regulation of ARF protein signal transduction. The transcript has 20 exons. The coding region runs from base 367 to 2766 and encodes 799 amino acids.